Blastocystis hominis is the source of this 630-nucleotide messenger RNA. RefSeq lists its product as hypothetical. NCBI's taxonomy places the organism in Eukaryota, Bigyra, Opalinata, Blastocystidae. Gene Ontology annotation, biological process: negative regulation of DNA-templated transcription. The transcript has 5 exons. The record is from RefSeq and is a predicted model, not a curated record. Gene Ontology annotation, molecular function: transcription corepressor activity. The coding region runs from base 1 to 630 and encodes 209 amino acids.
AUGAAGGUUUUUCUUCCGGCCACCUUCCCUACUCUUAAUCAGUACCGUGCCAAUCUGUAUCGGUACUAUUUCAAGCGUUCCUGGGGACUGAAGCAACUCGAGAAAUUGAAUAUAAAUUUGGACACUGUCAAUAGCAUUCUGAACGAGGGUUUGGUCGAGAACGACGAAAUCUGCUACAUCUGCGGAGAUGGCGGCGAUUUGCUUCUCUGCGACGGCGGCUGCGCGCGCGGCUAUCACUUGAGCUGCCUGAAUUUGACGUCCGUUCCCGAGGGAGAGACGUGGCUGUGUCCGUACUGCGCUCGGCAGAAAGAGAAAGCGAGGGCGGCUGCGGAGAAGAAGGAAGUGGCGGCGCCAGGCGAAGAAGACGAAGACUUCUUGGAUCCCGGGUUUUUGCCUGUGCAGAACUCGAAGAGCCAUCGAGUUUCUGGCAAUGCGAAAAAGGGGAAUCGUGGAAAGAAGGCGGAUUUGGACCCGGAUGCGACGAUUGGAAAGGAGCGGAAGGGAAGUACGCGACUGGUCGAUCGCGUGUAUUCGGAAGAGAGCUUGAAGAAUACGAAGCUGUAUCGAUGCAUCGUCGAGAAUUGCAACGCGAUGAGCGCGAAUCGAACAGCCAUGCUCUCACACGCGUAA